Closterium sp. Naga37s-1 is the source of this 357-nucleotide messenger RNA. NCBI's taxonomy places the organism in Eukaryota, Viridiplantae, Streptophyta, Zygnematophyceae, Desmidiales, Closteriaceae. The record is from the annotation of a GenBank genome assembly.
AUGUGGGUGCAGCAGUGCAGUCGUCUCACUUGCUCCUCCUCUCUGAACUCCGUCAAGCACACCAAGCAAUCCACCGCCAAUGCACCUGACAACCCCUCCACGCCUCCCUCUCCUUCUUCUCCCCCCUGUGCUCUUCCGCUCCGCACUCCGCCCCGUCCUCCUCCUCCUCCUCCUCCUCCUCCUCCUCCUCCUCCUCCUCCUCCUCCUCCUCCUCCUGCUUCUGUCUCUUCUGCUUCUUCCUCCCGCGCUGCACACGCCUUCUCACCAUGCCUCCCCACCGCCCUUCCUCCCUGCACGCAAAUUCUCACUCCCCCCCGCCUGCUCUCCCUCCGCCGUCUCGCCUAUCUCAACCACUAG